Messenger RNA from Xenopus laevis (African clawed frog), 1550 nucleotides. It is a transcript of the gene c7h8orf76.L, whose product is annotated as chromosome 8 open reading frame 76 L homeolog. Lineage: Eukaryota; Metazoa; Chordata; Amphibia; Anura; Pipidae. The transcript is spliced from 6 exons. The record is from RefSeq and is a predicted model, not a curated record. Bases 82 to 1176 code for a protein of 364 amino acids.
UAACAGGAAGGCAGAAUGAGGCCUGUUGUUUAAUUCAGGAAGCAGAUUCCAGGCGGACGCGGCGUCGCUUCCGGUGUCAACAUGGACGCCGCCAUGGGUUUCUGUUUCGAGGAUUCGGAUUUUGCGGAACCCAGGUCUCGGCUGAUGGGGACAGGGGAAACCUAUGUGGCCAAGCAGUGCGAGCCUCAGUGGUUUACAGAAGAAGUGGAUAGUGAAGAUUCCAUUGAGAUUCUCACGGCACUGAAGUUCAGAGCAGAUAUGGCCUAUAGACUGAAGGACUUUGAGAAAGCUCUUGGGGAUUAUUGCAGUUGUUUCCUGAUGUUGCCACCUACCAACAUUGCAAUGAGAAGGGACGUCCAGGAAAGCCGAGCGCGCUGUUUAGUUAACCUGGGACGAUAUACAGAAGCUUUGGAGAUAGCUGAGAGUUUGAGAAAUGGAGUAUUUAACACCGACCAAUUGACGUGUACUCUCAACCUACAAGUCACCAUAUUGGAUCACCUGGGGAACCUGCCAAAAGCCUUGUCCUGUUUGCAGCAGCUCAUUUCUUUACACCCAUUGAAUCCAUGGAUUUGGAAGAGACUGGGGGAAUUCUACACAAGGGCCCAUCUCGCUGCCUCCAAUCAGGCGACUGGUUCUGUGGAGAGAAAUCGAUUUGAUUUGCAUCUAGAGAGUAUACUGGCAAAUAAUGCCCCAUUGCUGGAAGGAAAGGAGCGAGAGAAGCAAAGAGACUUAAAUAUGUUUUUCAGAAGUAAAGAAAUCUCUCACUGCUGUAGUCCGACUGGGAGACCCAUAAAUAGAACUGAUAUGGAUUCUUGUAGGCUCUCCUUGUUGGAAUUAGGCACCAAAACAGAUCUGUUGAUGUUCUCAUGCGCAUCUUUCAUCCGUGCAAGGCUUCUCUUCCAGUUUGUGCAGCCUCAGCAGGCCUCCUUUGUGCUGGAUAAGAAUCUUAAGGCCCAAGGGGAAAUUGAAGAGCAGCUGAAAGUUUAUAGACUGAAAGACACAAUUGAAAACCUUAUGGCAGAGAUGAUGGGAGGAGAUCUUUUGCCAGACCAUAUAAAAGAUGAAGGGGCUGCCGACACAAAAAUCACGCUGGCGCUGUCCGCAUUCAGGAUGCCCUCGGAUUCCGAGUUUAAAGACAAGUGGUUCCAGAAAAUCGUCUCACUCUACUCUUGCUAGAGGCCGUAUAAUGGGAUCAUAAAUAGCCACGGGUGAAUCUGACCCAUUUUGCCUCGCUGAAAAUAUUCGGACUCGCGACAAAUGUUUUCACCCAUUGGUGUCUAUGAGUCGCGGCAAAACUUGGCGAAAAAUUUCACUCAUCAUUAAACAUAAAACAGACAGCAUUUAUAGGCAGCUGUUGCCAAGAGAAGGAUUUUUGGCUGAUCACCUUCAGAGAAAUCCAGUUUUUGGGACAGAUACUAAUGCAGCUCUAGUUCCCAUUGCCGCUAUACAUGAUUCCUAAACUUUCCAACAUUCAGAGAUGUAAAUGACUUUGUGUAAAUAUAAAAGUAAUGUGUUAUUCUUCUGUGCCAUUAAAUCGUUUUUUUCUAUUA